Molecule: messenger RNA, 1008 nt
Organism: Adineta steineri
Lineage: Eukaryota; Metazoa; Rotifera; Eurotatoria; Adinetida; Adinetidae
Source: the annotation of a GenBank genome assembly
AUGCACACUAGUCAAGUUUACGUUGAGCUUGAUACUGUAAAUAAGAAACCAAACAAAUGGUGGCACCACUGUUGGGUUAAAAUUACCGGCAUUUCCAUCAUUGUUUUAAUAGUUUUUGCUGUUAUCCUUGCUCUGGUGUUAAACUUCGUCGUUUUUGCACCGAAGAAAUCAGAAACUAGUACCACCGCAGCAACAUCAUCAUCAACAUCAUCAUCAUCACCACCACCACUAACAACAACACCAUUAGUGAUACCGACCACGACUCAGCAGACGAAAUGGUCUGUUACCGGUAAUAUGAAUGAUGCACGAGGUUAUCACACAGCAUCCGUAUUACCAAAUGGGAAAGUAUUAGUUACUGGUGGAUACGAGAAUAAUUCUAGUUAUUUAAAUAGUGCUGAAUUGUAUGAUCCAUCAACAGGUAUCUGGACAACUACUGGUAACAUGACUGAUGCGCGAAAUCUUCACACAUCAUCUGUAUUACAAAAUGGAAAAGUGUUAGUUACUGGUGGAGAAGGCAAUAGUCUUAAUUAUUUAAAUAGUGCUGAAUUGUAUGAUCCAUCAACAGGAACUUGGACAACUACUGGUAACAUGACUAAUGCACGAAGUUAUCACACAGCAUCUGUAUUAUCAAAUGGAAAAGUAUUAGUUACUGGUGGUCACAUUGGUAAUGAUGUUUAUUUAAAUAGUCCUGAGGUGUAUGAUCCAUCAACCGGUAUUUGGACAACUAUUAGUGACAUGACUGAUGCACGAGCUGGUCACACAGCAUCUGUAUUAUCAAAUGGAAAAGUAUUGAUUACUGGUGGAGUUGGUUAUGUUUUCUUAAAUAGUGCUGAGCUAUAUGAUCCAUCAACAGGUACGUGGACAACUACUGGUAGCAUGAUUAAUGCACGACAUCAACACACAGCAUCUGUAUUAUCAAAUGGGAAAGUUUUAGUUACUGGUGGAUUCCAUAUUUAUAUGGGUUAUUUGAAUAGUACAGAAUUAUAUCAAUUCUUUCAAACAAAUUAA